Boeremia exigua is the source of this 1101-nucleotide messenger RNA. RefSeq lists its product as uncharacterized. Lineage: Eukaryota; Fungi; Ascomycota; Dothideomycetes; Pleosporales; Didymellaceae. The transcript has 4 exons. The record is from RefSeq and is a predicted model, not a curated record. Bases 1 to 1101 code for a protein of 366 amino acids.
AUGUACAUUCGUCCAGGCUUCGUCGUGGUGAUUACCGGCUGCGUACUGACCGGUCUAUCGACUUUGGUCGUAGCCCUACGCUACUACUGUCGAUACUACCUCAUCGGAGCAGUAACGGCAACGGAUCAUCUCAUGUUUGUUGCUCUGGUUCUAACAUGGGCAAACCUGGUCGUAAACUAUUUCCAGGACCAGACGAGCAGUCACAUUCGCCCAAGUUUUUAUCGCAUUCCGGAGAAGCGCCCAUUGGUGGAGGGAUACGUCAAAGGCGUGAUGAUUACGUGGUGGCUGUAUCGCGCCGUGUACGUCGCAGCACUCUGCUUUGUCAAGCUGAGCAUUCUCUACUUCUUCAGAACCAUCGCAUCGCAUCGCAAUCAACGCCGCGUCAUUAACGGGACCAUCAUUUUCGUGAGCGUAUAUUCCUUCGGCGCUGUCGCAGCUGCAGUGUUUCAAUGUCGAAAGCCGUCAGACGCAUGGAACACGGAAGUGUAUCUUGCACAAUUCGAUACGGUACCAAAUCCAAAUACGCCCAAAGUUCAAUGCUACGAUCCCACGAUCCUAUUCAUUGUCACAGCAGCACUGAACCUGUUCAGUGACGUUGUCAUCCUCUUGAUCCCGAUUCCGAUACUCCUCAGCCUCGGCGUACCACUGCGCCAAAGGCUGGCACUGGUCGGAAUCUUCUCGGUUGGCGUGCUCGCCAUCGUGGCGUCUUCAAUCCGGAUGCGCGUGAUGACGCUUUGGGCCGAGUCGCCGUGGAAUUCCGCCAUCUACGGCACCGACCUUCUUCUGUGGGGACAGGUCGAGAUCAACAGCGGUAUCAUAUCGGCCUCUAUCCCAUUCUUGAGACUACUUUUUAAGCGACGAGAGCGGACUGAGCGCGCGGCAAGUGGAAGAAAGGUGGCGGAGAUCGAGCGCCCAAGGGUGGGCAGGAAACCGCAGAUUGAACCGCUCGAGAUGGAAACAAUUGCAUUGUUUCCGCGGGGUGGAGAUGGGGGAGAAGGAGAGAAGGAGUGGAAGCCGUUCAUGACUGUACCUGCCAGUAUGGGGGAGAGGACUUGGGGGAGUACUGCGACGCUACCUACAAGUCCAAGGACUAUGGCUUAA